ACAAUGAUCUUCGCUGACGUUGCUAUUUCCUGUGUUUAUAGAACUCAGCUAAAGUCGGUGUAGGUGUGAUGAUUGAGAGUUCAGCGUUGAGCCCAGAGGAAAUGGAGAUGCAAAUGCAACAGAUGCAGAUGCAACAGUCAUUAACAUCGCCUCCAUAAUUAGAUUUUGCCGUAACUUCAUGACCAUAGGGGACCUGCUCAUUUUUCUUCUGCCCACAUGUCAGAUCUCUUUGCUAUCCGCGACCUUAGCUGUACAAGCGAAGACGGUACACAAAUAUUCUCCGGUGUAGAGCUAACCUUGGCUGAAGGUGAUGUUGUAGUCGUCCAAGGCAAGAGCGGUUGCGGAAAAACAACAUUUCUAAAAUGCCUUGCCCAUUUGAAUCUGUAUAAUGGUCACAUUUUGUUUUGCGGAAAAACACCCAAGUCAUAUGGUAUUCCUCUUUAUCGAACGAAGGUUGCAUACGUACCCCAGCGACCCCCAUUACUUGCGAGUACUCCCCGAACCUUCCUCGCUACCGCAUCAUCGUUCAAGGCUCGCAGAAGAAAUGGCAGGAAGGAUUCACGAUUGAAUGAAGAUCUGGAACAUCCUGUGAAGAUAGCGAGCUCCUGGGGGAUUGAUACCCAGUUAUGGGACCGUGAAUGGUCAAAUCUCAGUGGAGGAGAAAUUCAGCGAAUCGCGCUCGCAAUUGGUAUCGGGCUUGAUACCGCCGAGGUGCUGCUUCUAGAUGAGCCAACGUCAGCAUUGGACCAGGACUCUUGUCUCCUAGUCGAACGGCAUAUUUUGGAUACUUUGAAAUCCAGUGAAAGCCCGCUGAAAGCGAUCGUCUGGAUAACGCAUUCCCCUGAGCAAGCGGGUCGUGUUGGGACACGGUUCCUACAGUUCGCGGAUGGCAGUUCCUAUGAAGAAUCUAAUCCACCAGUGUAGCCAUGACGCGUGUUUUAUACGAAGCAUUCCGAUAACAUCCAAGUACAA
Lentinula edodes (shiitake mushroom) is the source of this 972-nucleotide messenger RNA. RefSeq names its product P-loop containing nucleoside triphosphate hydrolase protein. Gene Ontology annotation, molecular function: ATP hydrolysis activity; ATP binding. The transcript is spliced from 6 exons. The coding region runs from base 217 to 924 and encodes 235 amino acids. Lineage: Eukaryota; Fungi; Basidiomycota; Agaricomycetes; Agaricales; Omphalotaceae. The record is from RefSeq and is a predicted model, not a curated record.